Naegleria lovaniensis is the source of this 2325-nucleotide messenger RNA. RefSeq lists its product as uncharacterized. Bases 1 to 2325 code for a protein of 774 amino acids. The transcript has a single exon. The record is from RefSeq and is a predicted model, not a curated record. NCBI's taxonomy places the organism in Eukaryota, Heterolobosea, Eutetramitea, Acrasida, Naegleriidae.
AUGCCUACAGCAAACAAAACGUUCUGGCAGAAGCUGAGUGAUCAACACAACCACAAUGCUCCCGAUAUUCGUUCAACUGCUUCAAUAAUGCCGUCAGUAAAGAAAAGAGUUUAUUUUGAAGAUCAACCGUUCAUGGUUGAAAAUAUUACACCAGCUACUAAUGUUAGUUAUGAAGAGUGCUAUUCCGAACUGAAAUACGUUUGCAGAGGUAUAAAUCGGAACAAUUAUUCUAAAUUAUUAACAGGAAAACAAAUUUAUAAUUGCGAUUAUGACAUAAUUGGCGUUAUUCGAGACGAACUCACCUUAGAAUCAGCAUGUUGUUCAAAAUAUUGUAGUAUUUUUCAAAAUCAGUGUCGUCAAUGUAGUGAAUUGGAAAAACACCUAGUUUCAAUCAUGGAAAAUAGGCAUGAUAUAUUUGAAAUGCUAUUGAAAGGAAUUUUACCACAACCCAAGCAAUUAAUAUCAUUUCCAUUAUUGAUGUAUGAGUUAUUGUGUAAACUUGUGCCAUUUAUACCAGUCAGCCAAGAUGAACACAAACUUUUAACAGUGUUUAGAAAAGCUCAAACUUCAUACAAUGAAGCAUUGUCGACACAAUACAACAACAAACAAAUUACGAACAAUGAACACCGUGAUACACAAGCUUUGAAGGUUCCAAGGUCAAGCUUUACUCCAUUCUUAGAGACAUUUUUUGGAUCCUUUAUAUUCAAUCAGUUGCAAAAUUAUACAAAGAAUCCAUUUCAUCACAAAUAUUCAGAGGUUGAAAGAAGAUAUUGGGUUGUGAUGAAAUAUUAUUGUGGAAAACAAUUUUUCAUCAGAAUGGGAGGAGAGCGCAAUCAAAAUAUUGAACGGAAUAAUUUUAAUCAUUUAAAAUAUAAUCUAAUUAUACCAAGUUGGAAUACUGUUAAACAAUGGACACCUGCUGGUUGUUAUGGUAUGAUUCCCGACAUCACACUUACCCUAAAGAACAUGUUACUGCCUGACUCUUGUAAAGAUACAUGUAUCUCGUUUGAUGGAAUGAAAGUGUUUAAACAUUUUGAUGUUUUGGGAGAUCAAAUUGUUGGAAGUGAAAAAUAUUGUUACACUGUUGAAGACGUGAAACAAUUUGGUGUUAAACAUCUAAUAGACCAAAUGAUUUUAUUUUCUAUUAAUGCCAUCGAUAAUUCAUGGCAUUUACCGCUGGGUUGGUUUGGAGUUAGUUCUGAAACAGACGUACUUGAAUUUGUCACUAGCAAAAUACUUUAUUUCAAAGAGUUGCUCCAAGAAUCUGUAACAAUUGUGUGUGGAUGUUCUGAUGCAGAAAUUGAUGCACAUGCUGUGCAAACAAUUAUUAGAAAAAAACACAAAGACUUCAUUUUCGUCAAUGAUUACGUUCACAAUUUCAAAAAUCAACGAAAUGUAUUAUUUAAUGGAACAAUAUUGCACGAGAAAAUCUCAAUGCAGACCAUAAUUUAUUACAUGAUACAACAUAGGACAUUGUAUCGAUUACUCGACAGAGAAGAAGUUGAUCCUACGGAUAUUAUGAAUUUGAAAUCAUGUCUAAAUUUAACAGAACGACCUGUAUUGCAAGAAUUACGUAAAAUUGGCACUAUAGAGGCAAAUAGUGUUGCUGGUUACCUUGAAUUAAUUCGUGAUAUUUAUGACUGCAUUAAUGAUAACAGUCCGGAUAUAAUUGAUAUUUUGAGUGAAAGCAAAACAAUUUUCGAAAAAUUACCCAAUUAUCCCAAAAAAACGAAGAAAAUAUGUGUUCACACACUUGAAGGAUUUCUUGCAUUAGCGUCUCGGUUUCCAAAUUUCAAACCCAGUUGCAUUACAACAAAUUAUGAAGAGCUACUCUUUUCAAUAAUUCGAGGAAUGUUUCCCAAGCCAACAACCAAACAAUUUUGCCAAAGCGCACUAUUUUCAUUCUAUAUAUUUUUAAUAUUACAUUCCACUGACGAUGUUCGUGGGUUCUCACUCCCAGAUAUUCCAUUAACUGAUCAUUAUUUUGGUAUGAAAUUGGUUAUCAAGAUUUUACCAACUCUUCCUGGUCGAAUUGUACUUGAUAGAAAUGUCAAGAAAAAAACUUGCAAAGAAUUACAAAUUAUUAAUCAAAACGUAGCCACUUACUCAAGAAAAACUACGUUGAGGGCUGAAGUGUGUGCUCCUAAAUGUAUAUAUUUAUGCUGCCCUGUUUCUGGAUGUAAAAAACCCAACCCUCUGGAUUGUCAUAUUGUCAAUACAUCCUCAUCUCUUUGUACUUUCCUAAUUUGUUUUGAGUGGACAUGUCCUUCCCAUCAUCAAAAAGAAAUUGCAAACUCGCAUCAACCUAUUCUUCCUCUCCUCUAA